Verticillium nonalfalfae is the source of this 1311-nucleotide messenger RNA. RefSeq lists its product as uncharacterized. Lineage: Eukaryota; Fungi; Ascomycota; Sordariomycetes; Glomerellales; Plectosphaerellaceae. The transcript is spliced from 8 exons. The record is from RefSeq and is a predicted model, not a curated record. Gene Ontology annotation, molecular function: hydrolase activity, acting on carbon-nitrogen (but not peptide) bonds, in linear amides. The coding region runs from base 1 to 1311 and encodes 436 amino acids.
AUGGGCAAGACAGGCAUUCGGACUGUGAAUAAGGUGAGCUUUGACACGCCUGCUGCUGAACAGCCUGCCCUCCAUAUGGCAUCCCGACAGUUUCCCUCUGCUGGCGCCAUCAAGGAUGGCGAGACGGUCAAGAUUGAAUGCGUGGACUGGACUGGAGGCCAGAUUGGGAACAACGACUCCGCCGACGAUGUUCUCAACGUAGACUUGACGAAGGUUCAUUACCUCUCAGGUCCCUUUGAUGUUGAAGGUGCCAAGCCAGGCGAUCUUCUCCUUGUGGAGAUUAUGGAUGUCCAGCCCUUCCAAGAUCAGCCAUGGGGCUUUACUGGCGUCUUUGAUCGAAACAACGGUGGCGGUUUCCUCGACGAGAUCUAUCCAUCCGCCGCAAAGGCCAUCUGGGACUUCGAAGGCAUAUACUGCACUUCUCGGCACAUUCCCGGGGUCAAGUUUGCGGGCCUCAUCCACCCCGGUAUCCUAGGCUGCGCCCCUUCGGCGGAGGUGCUGUCGACGUGGAACAAGCGCGAGGGUGAGCUCAUCGCAGCUAACAAGCUCGAGCGCAAAGUCGCAUUGCCGCCGGAGCCGCAGAGUGCGCACGCCGGAAGUGCGGACGAGGCGACGAGCAAGAAGGUCGGUGAAGAGGGAGCGAGGACGGUGCCGGGACGGCCUGAGCAUGGAGGCAACUGCGAUAUCAAAAACCUCAGCCGAGGAAGCAAGGUUUACCUCCCCGUUCACGUUGACGGAGCAAAGUUCAGCGUGGGAGACCUCCACUUCUCGCAGGGUGACGGAGAAAUCUCCUUUUGCGGUGCCAUCGAGAUGGCUGGCGUCAUCACGAUCAACUUCAAGGUCAUCCGCGACGGCAUGGCAACACUGGGCCUCAAGUCGCCCAUUUACAUCCCUGGACCUGUCGAGCCGCAGUUCGGCCCAGGACGACACAUUUACUUCGAGGGCUUCUCUGUCGACGAGCAUGGGAAGCAGCAUUACAUGGACGUCACUGUCGCCUACCGGCAGACGAGCCUGCGUUGCAUCGAGUACCUUCGCCGGUUCGGUUACAGCGAUUACCAGGCGUACCUUCUCAUGUCGUGCGCGCCCAUCCAGGGACACGUCGCUGGCAUUGUCGACAUUCCAAACGCCUGCACGACGAUCGGGCUGCCGAUGGACAUAUUCGAGUUUGACAUAUCGCCGGCUCUCGGGGCCGUGGAGAAGAGGGACCUCGGGCAGUGCGCUUUCUCCGGCGGCGAGACCCAGGGCAAGGUCGAGGCUGGCGGCAAGAAUAGCGAACACAGUUUUGGUGGUGGUCUGACUUAUAAGCAGUAA